Tachysurus vachellii is the source of this 1075-nucleotide messenger RNA. RefSeq names its product engrailed homeobox 2a (gene en2a). The coding region runs from base 248 to 1075 and encodes 275 amino acids. Gene Ontology annotation, molecular function: DNA-binding transcription factor activity, RNA polymerase II-specific; RNA polymerase II cis-regulatory region sequence-specific DNA binding. The record is from RefSeq and is a predicted model, not a curated record. Lineage: Eukaryota; Metazoa; Chordata; Actinopteri; Siluriformes; Bagridae. The transcript is spliced from 2 exons. Gene Ontology annotation, biological process: regulation of transcription by RNA polymerase II; neuron differentiation; multicellular organism development. Gene Ontology annotation, cellular component: nucleus.
UGCUUCUGCUUUGUGAGCUCGAUGCGCAGGAAGAAGAUCUGCUUCCAGUCCAAAAUCCACGCUGAUUAGUGUUGAUAUUCUAAUCUUAUUAUUAUUAUUAUUACUAUUAUUAUUUAAUUGUUUUACCAUUUUAAAGCAGACAAAGUGGAGCGCGGUCGCUCCGUAUUGUGUAAAGUGCCUGAUAAGUGCGGUUAAAGGGGGUUAAAGAGAGAGACCGAGGUGAGAGAGGGAGUGCGUCCUUGUCAGUAUGGAUGAGAAUGAGCAGAGAGUGAGAGGAGACGCUCGGCGUUCGGGAGACACCGAGGUGCUGACAGCUCCGUCCCCGGAACACGCGCCUCCUUCUCAGCCUCCUCCUCCUCCUCCACCGCCGCCGCCGCCGCCACCGCCGCCUCCUCAUCGCGUCACCAACUUCUUCAUCGACAACAUUCUGCGCCCGGAUUUCGGACGCAAAAAGACAGAGGAAAGUGCGCUGAGACGGAGUGAGAGAGACACGGGACAGCCGGGGGACGUCGGACAGGUGGGACAGGUGUCCACGGAGAGCACGUCCACACCGCACGCCGGGAAGAAAGCCGACACGGUGACAGACGACGAGCCGGUGAAAGUGCACGGAGAAAACCAGGAGCAGUGCCUGAGCUCGGACUCGGAGCUUUCACAACCGAACUCGUCCACUUUAACCCAGAACCAGCCCAUGCUGUGGCCCGCCUGGGUUUACUGCACGCGCUACUCGGACAGACCCUCGGCAGCCACGCCCACCGCAGGUCCCCGAACCCGCAGACCAAAGAAGAAGUGCAGCAGCAAGGAGGACAAGCGUCCGCGUACCGCCUUCACGGCCGAGCAGCUGCAGCGCCUGAAGGAAGAGUUCCAGUCCAACCGCUACCUGACGGAGCAGCGGCGCCAGAGCCUGGCCAAUGAGCUGGGCCUUAACGAGUCACAGAUCAAAAUCUGGUUCCAGAACAAACGGGCCAAGAUUAAAAAGGCUUCAGGAAUCAAGAACACGCUGGCGCUGCACCUGAUGGCCCAGGGCCUGUAUAACCACGCUACCACCACCAAGGACGACAAAUCAGACAGCGACUGA